Messenger RNA from Orussus abietinus, 576 nucleotides. Its product is annotated as protein transport protein Sec61 subunit gamma. Gene Ontology annotation, biological process: protein targeting; post-translational protein targeting to membrane, translocation. The transcript has 4 exons. Bases 170 to 376 code for a protein of 68 amino acids. Gene Ontology annotation, cellular component: Ssh1 translocon complex; membrane. Gene Ontology annotation, molecular function: transmembrane protein transporter activity. The record is from RefSeq and is a predicted model, not a curated record. NCBI's taxonomy places the organism in Eukaryota, Metazoa, Arthropoda, Insecta, Hymenoptera, Orussidae.
CGUGGCAGUUCCGCUGCAACGUCACAUCGACCAGAAGUGGCUGGAAGUGACGCUGUGCGGCUCGACGUCCACGUAGAUCGAAUCUUCUUGUACAAGCGCGCAAGUGUACAUUGCCCAUCGAACGGCAGUUUUCUGUGGAAUACUCAACGACGUACAAUCUUGCGUUGCAAUGGAUCAAGUAACAAAAUUUGUAAAGCCAGCUAAAGAAUUCGCAAAAGACAGUAUUCGGCUUGUCAAAAGAUGCACGAAACCGGAUAGAAAAGAAUUUCAGAAAAUAGCAAUCGCUACUGCCAUUGGAUUUUGCAUAAUGGGCUUUAUUGGGUUCUUCGUCAAAUUGAUUCACAUUCCUAUCAACAAUAUCAUUGUGGGUUCGUAAGAAUGCGUGAAGAUUAAAUAUUUAUUUUUAAGAAGUUAACCUUACUCCUUUACUUCUUCCUUGGUGUUCCUUGAACGGAUGUGUAUUUAUAAAUAAUAAUUAUUGUAUAUUACAUAUAUUUAAACCAAUUGCAAUCGAUGUAGAUGCAAAAAGUAUGUGUAUAAUAAUGAAUUUUUUAACAAACUAAUUAUUUAAAAUCA